UGCUCUUUGCCGUAGCUGUCUCUCUACCUGUGGAUUCUCUUAAUGAGAAAUAAGGAUAAGAUACUAGUUUCUCUCUUGGAUGGAUGAAAAGUUUUCUUAAGAAGAGAGACAAAAACGAAGAAAGAAACUACAACCAGAAGAGAAAAAAACCUGCAAUUCUUUUCAACGUUCAGUAUGUUUUUAUCAAAGCAAGAGGAUCAGCUUGCCCAGGAGCUGAGCUGUCCUAUCUGUCUUCAGCUCUACAACGAUCCAGUUGUUCUACCGUGUGGGCACAACUUUUGUCUAGCUUGCAUCUCCAAGUCUGCUGACUCCACAGACAACAGCAAAGAACCUCUACGCUGCCCAGAGUGCCGCGAGCCCCAUGACGGCGUCGAUACCCUGCAGAAAAAUGUCAAACUUUCCAACAUUGUCGAGAGUUUCCAAGCCUCUUCCCAAAACAUUUAUGAAGAGAUCCUGGAUGUGAUCAAACCAGCGAACCGAGAGGCGGACAAUGUAAUUGUCUGUGACCAAUGCAUAGAUGACAAGACUCCAGCGGUGAAGACCUGUCUGAAGUGUGAGGUGUCGCUGUGCUUCAGGCAUCUCCAGAAGCACAACGAGAGGGAGUCCUUCAAGACUCACUCUCUGGUGGAACCUCUGAAGGAUGUGGGGAGCAGGGCCUGCCCUGACCAUAACCUUCCACUUGAGUACUUUUGUUCUAAUGACAUGAAGUCUCUGUGCUUCACAUGUUUGGAAGGCCAUAAUGAGACCCAUGACGUCCUCACCGUCAGUGUGGCAGAGGAGGAGAUGAGACAAGCCUUGGAGAGCCGUAGCAAGGUGGUCUCCAGCCGACUGCAACUGACAGAGUGCCUCCUUCAGAAGACACAAGAGGACCAGGGAGUCUCUGAGGCUGUUGGAGAUAAAAUAGUCAACAAGGCAGUCUCACUUAUGGAUAGUAUGGCUGGAAUAGUGGACAGGUUCAGGGAGCGACUGCGUUUGGUUUUGGAGGAGGAGAGAGGGAAGCGGCGUAAAAGCUGGCAGCUUGGAGUGAGUGCAUUGGAGGAGCAGCAGCAGCUGCUGCAGGAGGCCCAGAAGAAUGCAUCCGAGGUGCUCAGUGAGACAGACACAUGCACCUUCAUAAACAGAUUCACAAUGAUUGAACAGAAAAUGAGAGAUGCUACCACAGGCAGCCUACCCAGCACGAUUCCCUCAAAGGUCGACCUGAGUAUCAACUGUCUCCAGUCAGACCUCAAAACCAUCGACUUCCGCACAGAAAUGGUUCGUCUCCUUGACACCCUUCACAUCCUGCUCAACCCUCUGGAGGUCUCCUUCAACGUCUGCACUGCCCACCCUAGCUUGUUGGUGUCCAACGACCUGCACACAGUCAGAUGCACCAGCUCCAAGCAGUCCUACGUAGAGCACCCGGAGCGCUUCCUGAGUGCACCUCAGAUCCUGUGCAGCCAAGGUUUUUCCACAGGCACGCAUAUCUGGGUGGCAGAAAUGGGCAGCAACUGCAUGUGGUCCCUUGGCGCAUGCUACAAGAGCAUCCCUCGCCGUGGAGACCACAGCCGCCUUGGGAACAACUUGGUGUCCUGGAGACUACAGUGGAAAAACGGCAAGCUAACUGCGUGCUCUUCAUCUAACAAUGCUGCACUGGGGGAGACCUUCCAACAUCCAUCUAAGAUUGAGGUUGUGCUUGACUGUGACGGUGGAACCCUGUCCUUCCACACUAUCCAACCACAAAGAGAACACCUUUACACCUUUAAGACUGCGUUUAAGGAGCCAGUUUACCCAGCUUUUAGUAUCCAUUCAAAUACAUCAGAGUCUUGGAUCACUCUACAAAGUCAGAUGUGACACCAACAUUUAGUCUGUUACUUUUCCUGUGCAUAGACAUGUUUGGGGUGUUCCUGUUUUUAGAUCUUUAUUCACACUUUUGUUCUUACCAAGUUUGUUUAAAUGUUGACAUGUAAGUACCUAAAGUAGUCCAGGUUUUCUCCCAGAAACAACCACAACUAAGUGUCAGAAACUGGAAGUUCAUGUUCUACUUUUUCAUGAAAACACUAACCAUGGCCUGCCUAAAAACUGUGGUUUCAUAUUCUUACUGUUCACCAUCACAGAUAAUGUACUGCCAUGGUUUUAGAUUUAUAUGUGGAAGACACCCAACUGAAUCUCAAAGACCUUUCACCAUGCGACCCCAACAAUCAUUUAUCAGAUGUCUGAAUAAAAUUAAAACAUGUCAAAACAUGUUGUUCACCCUAAAGACCUACUGCUACCUGCUGAGGUCCUACUAAUAGACAUGGAUGGUUGAACCAUCUCACCACCCAACAAUGUUUGCAACCUAAAUGUCAAUAUGUACGUUCCAUUGAACAAAUAACUGCACAAUCUGACAUUUCAAAAAUAAAUUCACUUAAUGGAAACAUGAAAAUUUUGAAAAAAAAAAAAUGAUGAAAUGUUUUGGCACUACGAUGAGGUGUUUUUUUGGGAAUAUCAAAAUGAGUUCAUUUCACAAAACUGCAAAACACUUUUUUGCAUCAUCACACGAGUCAUGUAACCAACAACCGGGAUGUUUCCAUUGACAAAAACCACAAAGAAAACAACAAGAAGUAGUUGGUGGUUUAAUGACUUAUUGUGUGAACAAAUUUAUUCACUUGAUUUUAAUUGUGUUUCUUAUUUAAUGGAAACACAGGAAUUGUAAAAUAGCAUUACUUCGACAUUAGCAGAAUAUUGACAAAGUUUUGCACAUAUUUGUAAUGGAAAAGCCAUACUUUAUCCAGUUUAACAUCCAAUUAUUCCCAAAGGUCUUUUUUUCUCAUCUGCACAUCAACAUUACUCUACAGUCAGCUAACAAUAACUGACUGUAACAGAGAGGUUGAUCUUUGUCUUUGUUGCGGCCUGGCUGGAUUACUGCAGUCUCUGUUGGAGAUUUCCAACAGAAUCCUGGACCAGAUCCAGCGGGUCCAAAGCUCAGCCGCUAGUCAACUAACACACACUAAGCCUUACCAACAUAACACCCCCUGCCUCCCAAAUCUCCACCGGCUGCCUGCCAAAUACCACAUCACUUACAAGAUCUUCUCACCUGCAAAUCCCUCAGUGUCCUCGGCCGUGGGCACCUGUCAGACCUUGGUGUCAAGGGUCUAUUUUUUGUCGCUUGCACCAGCCUCUCUCCCAUCUGAGUUACAAGAUGCUCUUCAAAAUGUUGUUUGACUUUACUCCUUGAGUUUAAUUAUGCACUCUAUGCAAAACAUCCCUGAGUUUCUUGAAGGACACUAUGUAGAUCUUAGGUAUCAUUGUUCUUAUUACUAUACAGUUUAUAUAAAGUAGCAUGACUAAACUGUCAUUAUUUAGCAUUUUAUUUAAUCAUACAAAACGAUUUGUGAUUGGUUUACAAAAGCAGUCAUGAUUAUGAUGUUUUUGUGGAGUAGCUACAUGCAGUAUGACACAGGUGUUUUGUACUUCUUAUGUUAUUUUUUAACAUCUACCAGGUUUCCUGAAUGUGAUGUAGUUGCUUUAAGUUAAGUGCGUUUCCCCUUUGAUUUUAUUUUUUAUUUUGCAUUCAGUGAACAGGAGAUCGCUGCCAUUUAGCAUGAGACAUGUUUUCUGUUUAGGGUACAAAUAAAUUAUUUGACACACAAAGUUUGUAAUGGUUGUGUCUGUCACUGUCUUUGUCACUGUUGUGUAGAAUGUAUUGUCACAUUCUGAGCCAGCCUGAGGUAUAAUUAAUUAAACUUUGCGUGUGUUGAUCCCAUGGCGAGUUUGAGGCCAAAAGAACCACAAUUAGAAUUUACAGCUGGUUUCCUAUUUGAAUCCAUUGCUAUCUUUACUUGAGUUUUACAUGUUUUACAGAUUCAAGAACCAACAUAUGAGUAAACUCAAAUAUACCACCAUCCUAAUUGGUUGCAGGACAGCCUUCAAAUAUCUGUCUUAGUCCUUAUGCAACCUUGUGCUGGCCCUUGUGACAUGUAUCUUUUGCAUAAUUGAAU
This is a messenger RNA of Gambusia affinis (western mosquitofish), 3956 nucleotides long. RefSeq names its product E3 ubiquitin/ISG15 ligase TRIM25-like. Gene Ontology annotation, molecular function: protein binding; zinc ion binding. The coding region runs from base 175 to 1830 and encodes 551 amino acids. The record is from RefSeq and is a predicted model, not a curated record. NCBI's taxonomy places the organism in Eukaryota, Metazoa, Chordata, Actinopteri, Cyprinodontiformes, Poeciliidae. The transcript is spliced from 4 exons.